Malurus melanocephalus (red-backed fairy wren) is the source of this 2363-nucleotide messenger RNA. It is a transcript of the gene WDR54, whose product is annotated as WD repeat domain 54. The coding region runs from base 191 to 1750 and encodes 519 amino acids. Gene Ontology annotation, cellular component: cytoplasm; nucleus. The transcript is spliced from 10 exons. Gene Ontology annotation, molecular function: ubiquitin binding. Gene Ontology annotation, biological process: ubiquitin recycling; proteasome-mediated ubiquitin-dependent protein catabolic process. The record is from RefSeq and is a predicted model, not a curated record. Lineage: Eukaryota; Metazoa; Chordata; Aves; Passeriformes; Maluridae.
GCAAGACAGCGCUGAGAUCCCUGCCCAGAACUCCCAGGCCCCGCCAGACCUCCCCAAAUCAUGGGGGAGGAGGUGGGGAGGGGUCUCUCACCUGCCGUGCCACCGCCCUCAUAAGGGACUCGGUCAUCACCCGGUCCAGGAGCUCCUCCAGGAUGGGCCUGGCGUCCAAGGGCUCCUUGUGCCUGCGUCCAUGCCCAUGCUCUCCCGGAUGCCCGAGGGCAGGGGCGGAGUGGGGAGGGGUCCGGCCGGGACUUUUGGGGGAGUGAGGCUUGGGGGASGGAUGCUUCGAUUCCUUCGGCUGGGCUUGGACGGGCGUUCGCGGUUUGUCCUGUCGCGACUUGGUGGCGGCGCCGCCGCGGGAUUUGGAUUUCUGCGCGGGGACAGAGACCCCCACAGCUCCCACCGCCCGGGCGGGACCGGUCCAGUGCGCCCCAGUAUAGACCAGUACAGCCCCACACAUCCCAGCGUGACCAACUCAAUACAUCCCAGCCCACCCCGGCAUGGCGCCCCAGCUCACUCCAGUGUACCCCAGUAUAUCCCAGUACACCCCACAUCCCCCAGCUCCUCCCAGCCCCCCACCGGAGCCCUUUUGCCCGCCCCCGGUUCCCCCAGUCCCGCCCAGUUCCCCCAGCCCCACCUCGGCCAUCCCGCCCCUGUGGCGUCCCGGUUUCCACGGCGACGUGACGUCAUCACCGCGCGCCGCCCGCASUGCGUCAUCACGCCGCGACGCGUCUCCAUGGCGGCGGCGAGCACCGGGCCGUACCGCCGGGAGCGGACCCUGGCCCUGCGGAGCAGCAGCUCGGCUCUGUACAACAACCUGGCCGUGCUGUGCCCUCCUGCCCGGCCCCUGGCCUUCGGYGCCGUGCACGGCACCACCCUCAACCUGCUGGGCAACGAGGGUCCCCCCCGGCAGCUGCAGGCCCGCGGAGGGGGCUCGGCGCUCAGCACCCCGCUGCUCACACAGGCCGCGUGGUGCGAGCUCCCAUCCCGGGUGCUGCUGGUGCUCACGUCCCAGCGCGGUGUCCAGAUGUACGAGUCUGACGGCUCCACCAUGGUGUUCUGGCACGCGCUGAAUAUCCCGGAGCACCCGGCAGCACAUUCCGUGUUUGCCCGAGGCAUCGCCGCAGCCAGCGGCCGCUUCAUCUGCGUGGGGACAUCGUCUGGGGCCGUGCUGGUGUUUGACAUCCCCCCAAAAGGGACCAACGUGACGCUGAGCGAGGUCCUGGAGCAGCACMGGGAUCCCAUCACCGACAUCGCGGCCGAGCAGGGCCAGGCCCCGGAAGGCGCCGGGGACCUGGUGACAGCCGAUGACUCUGGGACCCUGUGCCUGUGGAGCAGCGGGGAGGARUUCACCCUGCUCGGGAAGAUCCCGGGAUCUGGCUCCACCUGCUCCUCGGUGACCCUGUGGAACGGGAUCGUGGCCGCGGGCUACGGGAACGGGCAGAUCCGACUGUGGGAAGCGGCAUUGGGGCGGAUCCGUGCCCAGGUCAGCGCCCACGCCCGCUGGAUCUACGCGCUCGACCUGGCACCGCUCACCGGCAAGCUCCUGUCGGGCGCAGAGGAUUCCUUUGUCCACGUCUGGAAGCUCAGCAGGAACCCGGACACGGAUGACAUCGAGAUCCGGCACUGCCACGCCGAGUGCGUGACGGACACGCAGGUUUGUGGUGCCCGCUUCUGUGACCCYGCUGGGGACACCUUCGCUGUCACCGGCUACGACCUGAGCGAGAUCCUCUGCUACGGCCCAGCCUGAGCCGGGAGCGCUGGAAAUUUCAGCAACACCGGGAAUUCCGGGAAUGUUGGAAACACCGGAAUGCUCCGGCAGUGCAACCGUGGGCGAGGGGUGAGCGCAGACCCCCCUCCGGCUCCGUGGGGAUGCAGCUGCUCCGGCUCCACCACCCCGAGGGGAUCCCCGGGAUCCUCCCGUGGYCUCCCACCCUUCCCGGAGGGUGGCGUGGCUGAGAACAGAGCCGGCUCAGACGGGAGGAUCCCGGGAAACCUGUGCUACCUGCUGCUCCGGCCGGGAGAGCCCCGGCGUCCCUGGGUGCAGCACCCGCUGGCCACGGGAGCCAGGGAGGGGAAAAAACGGGGAGGGAGGCUGAGGUGGGGGCUCCUGCAUCCCAAACCCCCACAGGACCCCAAAUCCCCAUGGGAUGCUGCAGUCCCGUGGCCMCUGGCCAGAUGUUUGGGGCCCCAGCUGUGCUCCGGGGCUGGAAACAGCAGCAGCAGCUGCAGCAGAACCCCAGGGACAUCCCCAGGUCCCCUCCAGCCCCCCCGGCUGACCCUGACCCCCCGAACCCCCCCGUGGGAGCUGAGGUGACCCCAGGCUCCGCUCCCAGGGCCCUGCGAGGCUGCAGGGGGAGCAU